UUUGGCAUCGGGCCAAUCGUCUUAUACCCCUAUAUAAUACCAGAGUUGCAACAUUAAACUUGACUGUUUCGCAUUGUAAACAUGGCUGAGGAAUUGUUUUCAGACAUGGCAGAACAUUUACUUAAUAGUGCAGUUUUCACUGCAUUAUCUGCGUUUAUACUGUGUUGCUUCAUCUAUCAUUUGAUCAGCAGUCGUCAACAUGUUCGCUACCCACCAGGACCAGUCGGGUUACCUUUUCUUGGGAGUAUCUUGGAUCUGAUUUUCACCAAGAAACAACAAUAUGAGGUGAUUAGUGAUUGGACCAAGAAAUAUGGUGCUGUGUUUUCCUUUAAACUUUUGAACAUCCGGAUCUACAUGGUUAGUGAUAUCCGGUUAUCACGAGAUAUCAUGUCAAACAAGCACGUGACGGGAAAAUUGCCGGUUCAGACGUUGAAGGCUCUUUAUGGAACGCACAAUGUUGGCAUAGGGUUUAGUAGCGAUGAAGUAUGGCAGGAACAGCGUCGCUUCUUCACGUCUUUCUUUAACAAAGCCGACGUUGGAGGGAUCAGGUUUGAAGAACUCGUUGAGAACCAGGUACAACACGUCUUGCAGGAAAUGGAGAGAACAGACGGGAAAAGCUUUGAUCCAAAAUACAUGAUCCAGGCAGCGCUAACCAAUGUGAUCUUAAGAAUCGUUACUGGAGUGAACUAUGACCAUGGAGACCCAAAUUUCCUUCUAUUCAUGAGGCUUUCCACUCGUCUAUUUGAUUUAUUUGGUCCAGGAGGAUUAUUGACACUGCUUCCUAUAGUUAAUGCUAUCCCUUCUAAAACGGGUCGAGAAUUAACAGAAACAUGGAACGACACCCUGACCUUCCUCAAGAAACAGAUUGCAGAACACAGAACAAACUUCGAUCCGAAUCAGGAGGCUACUGGUUUCAUGCACUUGUAUCUCCAAGAAAUUGCAAGAAGAAAGUCGAAGAAUGACCAACGAUCGUUCAAUGACGCCAACCUGCUCGAGAGCUGUUUUGAUGUGCUUGUAGGUGGCGUUGACCCAACUAUCUUGAAUAUCCUAUAUAUCUUGCAUACCUUAGCCUGUUACCCUGAGGUCCAACGCCGAGUUCGUCAAGAGAUUUUCGAGGUCAUCGGCAAGGACAAUUUUCCAAGAUUCUCUGAUCGUCUCCGAAUGCACUUCACAAUGUCAGCCAUCACAGAAUGUCGCCGUUUUCGAUCUAUCUUUGAUAUUCUUGUUCCCCACGUGGCCUCAAAGGCUUGUAAGAUUGGCGAGUAUGACGUCACAAAGGGAAGCGUGGUUUCUAUUAAUUUAUUUCACCUUGCAAGAAGUUCUGAUCUUUGGGAAAAGCCUGAGGAGUUCCGGCCAGACCGAUUCUUGACAGAGACUGGGGAGUUUGAUAUCAAGAAAGAACCGAUUUUCUUUGGAAUAGGUCGAAGAGUUUGCCCGGGAGAGCAACUUGCGCGGAUGGAGAUCUUUCUUUUCGUCACUUACAUCCUGAAGAGGUUUACCAUCAGUCUUGCAGAAGGAACUCCGAAAGACCUACCAUGUACUCAUGGUUUCACGACCCAUCCAGCUCCUUACAAAAUUCACGCCGUUGAUGUUGUUGAAUAGGUCCUGGGGUAGUCGCCUUCGUGAAGAGGGCAGAUGAGUGAAAUGGCGCUGAUCAGAGAGUGAAAAUCGUGUACCCUCUAUGUUAGCUUUGGGGAAGAGAACUUCCAAACACCAAGGUCCAAUCUGGACGAGUCCUGGGGUGGAGAGGUCGUCAGCUCAAACUUUUUUUUAUCGUUUUCAUGUAUAAAAUCAUUACUUUGGAUUGUAGGCGCGAUAUGUUACAAUUUAAGCCUUUCCUUCAUUUAUAAACAGAAGGCCUAAUUCCCUGUUCAUUUAACAUGUUUAAUGUUCAUAACUUUUACUUUUACACUCUAUUUCUGUUUCUGUUAUUAUUCCUAUCUCUAAUGUGCUUAGUAUCUAAUGAAAAGAAAGGCGCUAUAUUGAUGAGAUGUAUAAUUAUUAUUAUUAUGUUAUCUAAUACUUUAUCCAAGUCUGUAUAGAGGUGGUCUCGCAGCCCCCAUGCAUAUAUCGUAUAAUAUACUUGCAUAAAAAUGGGGGAGGGGUUGGGGUCAUGCCCCGCCUCGAAAGUUCUACGACCAAGAAAAGAAAAAAAGGGAGAAAAAGGGAAAGAGAAAAGGGGUGAGAUAAUUAUCAUGAUGUUAUUUUAUAGUGGCGUGUAGAUCGGGCGGCUUGCCCCUCCCCCCAAAAAAAUGAAUAAAAUAAAAUAACGACCAAAAAAUAAAACAAAGUAAAGAGAGAAUGUAGAAUAAAUUGUUUUGUGAAUAUUACUUAUUAUCUAUCACAAAAUAAAUUGUUCAUAACAAAUUUUCAAAUUUCGAAAUACGCUCGCUCGCUCGCAGUUUUUUAUUAGUUUCGUUCGAUUCGCCAUAUCUAUAACCCCCUAAAAAAAUUUGGUCAUUACGCCACUGUUAUUUCUGAAAGAUUUAUGUCAAAAUACCGACGCCAAUACAUAUGCCAAAUUGAGCCCCUUUUACACCUUCACGGAGGCAACACAGAUCAUUACAUUUCGGAUUGUCAAUCCCGGGGUCAUCAAAUUACAGUCCGGGAUUAUCGUGCACACAACGGCUACUCAUCCGGCGGCAUCCUUGGUGUACCGGCAUCCCGGAGUACACGGACGAAUAAUCACCCCGUGUCCAUCCGUGUAGCCACCUUGUACAUUCGUGUAGCUACCAAAUGCAUCCGGGAGGAUCCCUGUAGGAUGUCCUUGUUGAUUUAUACCGGAUUUAUCCGGUGGUCUAAAAUUUUACAUUGUUUGCAAAUAUGAACAAUAGUCCGUAUUCAUGUGACCAUAUAUGAGUACGCCUAAGACGUCGCAAAAAGGACAUACACUUUAAAUUUUGCCCAAUGCUCUAUAGAGAUAUCCCAGUAGAGACCGUAAGCCUCCGUGAAGGUCCGUGUAAGGGCCUAGUAACAUCCGUGUAUUCCGUGUUGACUCCCGGUAGCUGAUCAAUCAGAUUCCUAGUGCUACUUUGUCUAUCCUUGAAGAAACCGUACUUUACGCACACUUCCGUGUAAAUACACAGUUAAAUCCGUAUAACUGACACCAAUUGGUGUUAAUAGAGGACCACACCCUGAGGUGUUAAAA
Messenger RNA from Lytechinus variegatus (green sea urchin), 3148 nucleotides. Its product is annotated as cytochrome P450 2D20-like. The transcript is spliced from 6 exons. Gene Ontology annotation, cellular component: intracellular membrane-bounded organelle; cytoplasm. The record is from RefSeq and is a predicted model, not a curated record. NCBI's taxonomy places the organism in Eukaryota, Metazoa, Echinodermata, Echinoidea, Temnopleuroida, Toxopneustidae. Gene Ontology annotation, molecular function: heme binding; iron ion binding; oxidoreductase activity, acting on paired donors, with incorporation or reduction of molecular oxygen, reduced flavin or flavoprotein as one donor, and incorporation of one atom of oxygen. The coding region runs from base 82 to 1602 and encodes 506 amino acids. Gene Ontology annotation, biological process: xenobiotic metabolic process.